CACAUGAAGCUAGUUCUCUGCUGGUAGACAUGCACUGAUUAAAAACACACACACAAAAAAAACUAUGACUUCGUCUGUUAACGGAAGAGUAUUGGAUGAAGAUAUGGACAAUCAAAUUGUACAGGCUGUGUGUGUAGAGGAUGGGAUAGGGGUGGUGUCGGGGUCGAUCGGGAUGUCAGACUUCUCCGAUGAGAUCUUGUUAAGUAUCCUGCGCUAUGUCUCGACCUCUGACCUCGUGAAUAACGUUUCCCGGACCUGCCGCAAGCUACACACGCUCUGCUAUGACAAGACACUGCUGACCACGGUCACACUGUCUGAAGAAUACACGGCAGAUGACGGCGCUAUUCGCCAGGUGCUGAAGCAUCUAUCCAAUCACGUGCAGUCCCUCAGCCUUAGUGGCUGUUAUUGGCUGUCGGGUUCUACCAUCGACCGCCUGAUUCGCUGUCGCUCCCUGGUGCGUCUGGACCUAUCAGGUUGUCGCGUCACCUCCCUGCGUCUGUCCCGCCUCCUCUCAUCCCUCCCCCUCCUCCGAUCUCUCGCUUUUGACGUAUCGCCUGGCUUCGAUUCCGCCCAGCUGAGUGGGGAGGCCCGUGAUUCGCUGUCUCGGCUGUCGGAGCUGAGACAGACGGUCCUGACGCCCAGUUACGGGGUCGUUCCCUGCUGCUCCAGCCUCUACAGUCUGCAGCUGCAGCUGGACAUACCUGACGUCACCAGGGAGGGUACCAGUAUGUGUUGCCAGUUGAUGAUGGGUCAGAGCAGUGUUCCUCACUACCAACAGCUGGAGGAGUUUACUGCCUGUCUGGCACCUGGAGAGGUGAACCAGACUCUCCUCCUCCUCUACCUCGCUGUGUUCAGUGUUCGUGUUCCGGAGCGUCUCCGCUCCUUCCUGGUUUCAGUUCCUGGUCCGAACCCCGCCCACUGGCCUGCUGCGUCCUCAUUGGCCCAUAGCCUCGUUCAGCAUGGCGACCUGGAAGCCCUGCAGUUGCCUCGCUCCUGGUUGGACGCCACGUCGCUAGGACGGGUCCUUCUUAGCAACGCUCCCAAGCACCUGAACUUCUCCCGUUGCCCCACGUUACGACAAACUGUCAUCCAAUCGCUGACUGGCACUGGAGUGAGUGACUCGACGCGGUUGGUCAGCCUGAAUCUUAGUGGUAUAGGCCACACCUCCAAUUAUCCAGAGUGCAGUAGAGUGCGAGAGGAGGAGCUUGUUGCCGAGGCGAUGAGCCGGAUGGUUAUUUGCUGUCCCAAUCUGUCACACCUCAACCUGUUACACACACACUAUCACCAUGACAACGCACACACACCUGGGCUGGAGGCCAACACACACCUGUGUACCAGCCUGUCCAAACUCACACACCUCCGGUCUCUGGCGCUGCCCGCGUGCGCCCUGUCGGACGGUUCACACACACCGUCCCCUUCCCCCUCCCCCUCCUCUCUGCUGUUGGGACUGAGGAAGCCGUCCCGCGUGGGGCUCCAGACCUACAGGCCAGGCUCCGGGGACUCUCUCCCCAGGGAGGGCACCUCUGGGCUGGGUACCCUGCUGGCCGGUUGCCCCUGUUUGGAGGUUCUGGAGAUAACAGGACCGGGCUUCAUCUCCGCCCUGCCUCGUCUUGAGCCCUGUGCCAGGGUGUGUGUGGAUCAGAGGACGUGUGUGAACGCUGGCGGGGUGGGAGACACGCACGUUGCAGCUCUCCGGGGGCUGCGGGGGCUGCGGAGGCUGACGCUGGCGGGACUGCCGGGGGUCCUGAAGGGGACUGGGCUGGUGCAGGUGGCUGAGCACUGCCGGGACCUACAGGCAUUAUCUCUGGCCAACCUGGGGUCCUUAAAGACCUGGAACUACAGCGCCGCCCUGCUGGACACACUGAGGAACUGCACCCAGCUCACACAGCUACGGUUGGAGCAGCCCUACCUGGUGUGUAACGGUGCAUUCUGGGAGGCGUUGUCAUGCUGUUCUCGACUCCGCCGCCUCUGUCUCAUCUCGCGGAACGGAACCUUCCACCCCGCUGCCGUGGUUACCUUCAUGGAGUGUUGCCGUGACGUCAUGGUGUGUCACAUGUUCUUGGGUGGAACUCUGGUGGCGUGCCGGACGCUACAGAAAACACUGCUAGACCGGUUCUCUGUGGAGCGUCCGGCCCUCUCUGUGGUCAUCUACCCUCUGCUCCAUGAAGACCUUCCAUUGGUCAUCAGAGACAUGCCCCUCCCACUGCUCGAUCAACUGACCCUCUUCCAAAGCCGCGUUGCCCAGGCCCCGCCCUCGUCAAAAUUGGGACACCAGAGAGCAAAGAUGCAACUAGCCAAUCAGAGCCCCUCAUUACCAUGGUGAUGCCAGAGAGUGAAGAAGCAUCUAGCCAAUCACAGCCCCUCAGACUAGAGGUCUUCACGGGUUCAAAAGGUUGGACCUGUUCCAAACUGGACCUGGGGCUGUCCCAUCCGGACCCGAAGUGCAUCAAUUAUUCUGUUUAAUAUAGAGACUGAGGACAACUAGACCCGUUCCAUAUAGACAUGGCUGGAUCCAGACCCGAUCUGAGUGAGAAAAAAAGAAAAGUAGUAUUUUUUUAACUACUUUAUUAAUCGAAGCCGAUGAAGUGUGAGAGGAGGGAGAGAGACGUGCCUCUAGCAGGGAGGGAGAGAGACGUGCCUCUAGCAGGGAGGGAGAGAGAGGUGCCUCUAGCAGGGAGGGAGAGAGACGUGCCUCUAGCAGGGAGGGAGAGAGAGGUGCCUCUAGCAGGGAGGGAGACAG
Molecule: messenger RNA, 2740 nt
Organism: Oncorhynchus masou masou (cherry salmon)
Lineage: Eukaryota; Metazoa; Chordata; Actinopteri; Salmoniformes; Salmonidae
Product: F-box/LRR-repeat protein 18-like
Biological process (GO): SCF-dependent proteasomal ubiquitin-dependent protein catabolic process
Molecular function (GO): protein binding
Source: RefSeq, a predicted model, not a curated record